Messenger RNA from Drosophila innubila, 2803 nucleotides. RefSeq names its product fibrinogen alpha chain. The coding region runs from base 65 to 2470 and encodes 801 amino acids. Lineage: Eukaryota; Metazoa; Arthropoda; Insecta; Diptera; Drosophilidae. The transcript is spliced from 7 exons. The record is from RefSeq and is a predicted model, not a curated record.
AAUACAAAUUAAAUACGAAAAGACGGCCAAUCCAAGUGGCUUGGCUACGCGGUCCGCUGUAGUAAUGGUAGCCUUCCAGACGCGGUUCAGUGGCCGGCUGUCUAUAACAGCAAUAGCAACAGCAACAGCAAUUCUCUUGAUCGCGAAUAUCGUCGUAUAUUCGGGCGUUUCGGCGGCGACCAACUCCAACUCGCUGCGCUCCAUUGCGGGCAAUGGAAAUUCAAAUCUUCGCCUAGCGCUGCCGCGUACAAGCGCCAGUCAAAUAAACAGUGCGGGAGGAGCUGGAGGAGCAGGAGGGGGCGGCGGUGGGGGAGCGACGGCAAGCUUUAAGCUUGCUGCAAAAACGUUAAACUCAACGCGCAAUGGAAACCUGCGAACAAGAGAACAACAAUUGCUGAGCAUAUUUGAAAUAAUAAUAACAACGCUUGAAGGAAAAUUGAAAAGAAUUGACAACCUGGGGCGAUCAGUUGAAGAUCUGAUGGGACAUAUAGAGACUUUGGAGAAUCGUGUCACAAAUAACGUGGAAAAGACAGAAGAGGCGCUGUCUAAACUAAGCAGUUUGGAUUCCAAACUUUCCAAUGUCGUUUACAUUUUACCUGAAAUGGGAGCUCAUUCGGUCGAUGGGUUUCACGUGCCAAAGACUCCGACGACAACAUCAUCAUUUCAGCUUGAUAGCCGUCUAGUUAAGUUGGAUCAGAAAGUUAGCGAUAUUGAUUCAAAGCUAGAGGUGCUGAAGACCCAAAUUGAUAAUAACUUUUUGCAAGUCGAUGACUUUAACGCCGAGGCAAGUGAGAAAAAGCCAAUUACAAUGAAUGUAGUGGAAAUCACAAAGGCAAUGACUGCCGAGGUUAUGACCCAUGUCUCGUCGGAAGUUAAUCAACUACGCGACUCCACCGACAAUAUUGACAAGAAGCUGCAGUUCCACAUAAACAUUGAAUCGGAGAAUAUAGGACGAAUGCUCCGCAUGAUGAACGACAUUCACGAUGCUGUCGUCGAUCAUCACGAGCAAUCAAGUGGUUUCAAUGUGACGACAACUGCGUUUCCAGCUAUCAAAUCCAGUAAAAUUGAUGCCCUCGUUAAGCAGAUGCGGCCCAUGGUCUCGGUAUCGGAGAAAAUGGAUGAGGUAUGGGAUGUUGUUGUGGGCACAAAAUCAUCUGUUGAUCAUUUACUGCCCAAAUCGGAUGCACUUCUUACACAAACUCAGCGCCAAGAACGCGCAAUUGGCGAAAUCCAUCAGGAUCUUAAAACGAAAACGAAUUUGAUAAUCAAUAAUCUGGAUAUGGUUGAAAAGCGUUUGAAAAAACAAGAGGACGAUGUCCAAGUGCUUUCCCAACGUCCCGGACCAGCAGAACUUUUAGGGGAUCCAACAAUCGAUCGCUUAGUCGAGUAUGAUCCCAGCAGAUACUCGGUUAUCGAUGAAAGUUUGACUGACUUAAUCGAGCCACCAACAACACCUUCGUCGACAACACGAACUUCAACAACCUACAACACGUCAACAACAGCAUAUCCGACAUUGAGCACUCCCACGAGUUCCAUGUCAACCAGCAGCCAAGCCACUUCUUCCAGCUCCAAUCUAAAUAAUAUUCUGGGUUUUAUGAUAAAUGCAACCCUCACAACGGCAGCAACAACAGCCUCAUGGAAUGCAACUCCCACGAAAUCAUCAUUUCGUAAGGGCGGAGUUAUCUUUCCGAGUGUAAAGAAUAAACCCGCUGUGGUUAACAACACCUUCACCAGUGAUAUAUUCACACUAAAGGAUGUUAAGGGUUUCUCCUGUGUAGAUAUCUUAAAUGCUGGGAUGAAACAAUCUGGAGUAUUUUACCUGCAAAUUCGUGGAACAACCUAUUGGUUCUUGAAAGUGUUUUGUGAACAGAGUAUUUCAGAUGGAGGUUGGACGGUCAUUCAACGGCGUGAUGAUUUUGGCGAACCCCGAGAAAAUUUCAAUCGUGAUUGGGCGGACUAUAAAAACGGAUUUGGCGAACCAGCAAAGGAGUUUUGGUUGGGCAACGAAAACAUAUAUAUGCUGACAAAUAACGAAGAAUAUGCCCUGCGGGUGGAAUUAGAAGAUUUCGAAGGAAAUAAACGAUAUGCUCAGUAUUCACAUUUUAAAAUUCAUUCGGAAGCGGAUUAUUACAAACUAGAGAUCGAUGGAUAUGAGGGAAAUGCUGGAGAUUCAUUGAAUGAUCCAUGGUACGGCUCAAACAAUAGUCCAUUUUCAACCUAUAACAAAGAUAAUGAUCGAAGCUCUCUCAACUGUGCAAGUAUGCUCAAGGGCGGCUGGUGGUGGAAGUCCUGUGGUCGUGGUCUUAAUGGACUCUAUCUCCAUGAUCCUCAGGAUUUAACUGCUCGCCAAGGAAUUGUAUGGUUUCGCUGGCGGGGCUGGGACUAUACUUUAAAAAAGGCAACCAUGAUGAUACGUCCUCGGAUGCCUCAGCCACAAACUAUGACCUUAGGCCCAGUGACUGCAAAUUAGAAUUUCUUGAAUAAUUUUAACCUAAACUUUUAAUUACUGAGAGAAGAAUUUCUGGUAGGUUAUUAAUAUCCGCCCAUAUUAUAGCGAAUCAUGCAUAAUAGCAAAUUUUAUAUAAAAGCAUUCUGUUAUUUUAAUUGUUUACCAUUUAAAAAUAAUAACUUAUUUUUUCAUGUUGUAUUGAGUCGACAUAAAAGCUAGUUAAAUCUCUUAAAAUUGUGUAAUAACGUUAUAAGUAUUAAUCUUAAAACGCCGCAAUCAUCCCAUGUUUACUGUAAAUAAAUUCACUGUUGUUCUGUUUGUAUUUUAUGUAUACAAAUUAAAUCAUCCCAACAA